ACUAUAGAUAUGUAAGACAUGUUUAACACAACGAGUACUCGGGCAUUUGUAAUGUUUAAAAGACGGUAUUAUACCCAGAAUUGUUAAUAAAAAAUAACAAAAAAAGUAUAUAUAUAUAUUAUAAAGCAAGUGUAAAUAAAUAAAGAAAUAAAACAAAUUUAUAAUUGCGGAUCGAUAAUGGCUGGACAGGAAGUUUACGAAAUUCUUAAUAAAAUUGCUAAAGAAGAACAGUUUAAUAAUUAUAAGAUAUCAAUAAAUCCCCUUUCCACUGAUGGUGCUAACUUUUCCAGCAAUCUUUAUGAAGCAAAAAUUUCUACAAGUGACAAAGAAUUAAACUUAUUUGUUAAAGUUGCUGCAAUUGGUGAAAAGUUGAGAACAUUAGCUCCUGUUUGUAUCUACAAAACAGAAGUUCAGUUUUACACGAAAAUAUUCAAAUUAUACAAUGAUAUAGAAACGAAACAUCAUGUGCCCGAGGAUCACAAAUUAGUCCUGCCGAAGCUAUACGGGUACAAUUUGGAAUGUUCGAACGAGAUUUUGGUGUUUGACAAUUUACUUGCCGAAGGUUUUGACAUGUACGAUAGAUUUCAGACUAUGGACUGGGACUAUGCGUCGCUUUCGCUUACUGCUCUUGCUAAAUUACAUGGUCUUUCGAUGGCAUACGCAAUUGAGUAUCCAGAUGAAUUCAAAAAAGACGGAGAGAUUAUGAAAAUACAAGAAAACAUAGAUGGUUUAAAGGAAUAUUUAGAGAGUGCAAUAACUAAAGUGCUUCAGGUUACGAAGGCAGAAAAUAAAGAACGAUUGAAAACAUUUCUAGAUGGAGUGACGAGCGUUGAAUACUUUAUGGGUGUCCUGAAACCAAUGAGAAGCUGUGUUUUAACUCAUGCUGAUUAUCGUCCCAGCAACCUGCUCCAUAAAGUUCAAGAUGGAAAAACUACUAAAGUGAUACCCAUAGACUUCCAAACAAUUCGUCACGGAAACCUUGUUAGCGAUCUGGUGUACUUCAUCUUCACUGGGACAGACAAAGAAUUCCGGAAUACCAACUACCAACGAUGUUUAGAUCAUUACUAUUCCGAGCUGAGCACUACUUUAACCAUGCUCCAUCUGGACCCCAAUCAGAUCUAUUCUAGGAAGGAUUUCGAAUAUGAACUUGAGCAGGCAUCAUCAUAUGGCCUACUAUCAGCAAUAUUGUGUCUGCUCAUAAUAACAGUGGACCCUAAAGAUGCCCCAAAGGUAGAUGAUAAAUUGGAACAAAAGGAUUUUGCCGUUAUCCCCAAUGAACGGUACUCUGAGAGAAUUAACGGUGUUAUUGAAGAUUUUAUUAAAUUAGGCGUAAUUUGAAUAAAAAAGUGAAUAGUGAUAUAUCGGCUUGUAUCAAUUUAAGAAUGAAUUAAUUCCGCUCAUCUACUCGCACGACGAAUAAAACUCAUUCAUCCAAACGAGUCAAUUGAUUGAUCACGAAAUUUUGCAAUAUUAUCAUUUAUAUAACUCACUUUCUAGUUAACAUAUUUAUAGUUUGUAACGAUUGUUAGUUAGAAAUAGUUAUUAAGUAUAAAGUAUACUCUGUUUACCUGUUAAAAGGUUUACAAUCAGUUAUUAUUGUGAUUUUUGUGUUUUUAGAUGUAAGCUUUUAUUGUUAGCCUGUCGGCAAACCUUUUUUUAAAU
Pieris napi is the source of this 1662-nucleotide messenger RNA. RefSeq lists its product as uncharacterized. The transcript has 3 exons. The record is from RefSeq and is a predicted model, not a curated record. Lineage: Eukaryota; Metazoa; Arthropoda; Insecta; Lepidoptera; Pieridae. Bases 178 to 1338 code for a protein of 386 amino acids.